Mugil cephalus (flathead mullet) is the source of this 1397-nucleotide messenger RNA. RefSeq lists its product as uncharacterized. Bases 1 to 1053 code for a protein of 350 amino acids. Gene Ontology annotation, biological process: response to bacterium. The transcript is spliced from 5 exons. The record is from RefSeq and is a predicted model, not a curated record. NCBI's taxonomy places the organism in Eukaryota, Metazoa, Chordata, Actinopteri, Mugiliformes, Mugilidae.
AUGACAUCUCUAACAUUUGUUUUCUACCUGACAUGUUUGUUCUCGUGGGGAAAGGUCACUUUAGCUCAGAAGACCCAUCAGUCCUCACCUGUUCAUCAAGAGAGUGGCUUCAAAUCAGUAAUUGUUGGUGAAACUGUAAUUUUGCGAUGUUUCUAUGAAAAUGAUGAGAAACCAUGGCUAUACUGGUAUAAGCAAACACUGGAACAGAAACCAAAGCUCAUUUCUACUUUCUUCAUCUAUGAUGACACUGAAGUAUUUUAUGAUGAAUUUGUGAACAAUUCACGAUUUACAAUGGAAAUUAAAAAUGGUAAAAACCACUUAAUUAUUUCAGAUUUGCGUAUUUCAGACUCAGCUACUUAUUACUGCGCAAGUACAGCUUCCACCACCGUUGAGUUUGCAGAAGGCAUUACAGUCAGUGUAAAAGGUUCAGGUUUGAAUAUUACCAGUUCAGUUCAUCAGUCUUCAUCUGAGACCGUCCAACUAGGAGACUCUGUGACUCUGAACUGUACAGUACACACUGGGACCUGUGAUGGAGAACACAGAGUUUACUGGUUCAAAGACUCUGAAGAAUCUCAUCCAGGACUCAUUUACACUCACGGAGACAGGAAUGAUCAGUGUGAGAGGAAAAAUAACAGACAAACACACACCUGUGUCUACAACCUGCCAAUGGAGAACCUGACUCUGUCUCAUAAAGGAAUCUACUACUGUGUUAUUGCCUCAUGUGGACACAUACUGUUUGGAAAUGGGACCAAACUGGAGUUGAAGAAUGAGGAGGUUUCUCUUGUCUUGGUGUAUUUCUUGAGUGGUGCUUUGGCAUUCACCACUAUCGUGACACUUUCACUGGCUGCCUUACUGUACACACACAAGAGAAAAGGCCAGCAAGCUACAGAGUCUGAUGCAAGAUUUUUGGCUUCAUACCCAAUGAACUCAGAGAGUUUCCAGGCUGAAGAAAACCUCCAUUACGCUGCUUUAAGAGUAAAGAAGGCCAAUCGAUCAAGAAGUCGAAGAGAUGAUACAGAGACAAUAUGUAUCUACUCUGGUGUUAGGAAAUAAAACCGAUCAUGUUUUAGCUUUGUCUCUCUAUAGCAGGAUAUGAGUAGUUCUGUAAAUAGUUGUUAUAAAUGAAACAAAAAUAAAAACCAUGUCCGAUUGAUUUUGAUGACAAGCAGAAGUGUAUCAUGACACUUGUUAUCAUGAUUUUGGCAGAUUUUACUGGGAUGAAAUGUACAAACUUUACAACAUCAAAAGUCCACCAUCUGUAUAGCAGAUCCUGAUUUGCACCAAAGUUUAACUCUGUAGAAGCCACGGAUAUAACUGCUGUUAUUUCUAUUGUUAUUUGAUAUGCAAUUAAGCUAUUGUGUCCUGCUGAAAUUAUAUAACUUCAAAUCAUCCAAUAU